GUAGGCACGUUUCAUACGUCUGGGGGUCUGGUGUUAACGUUUAGCCAACCUCAAGUUUUCGGGUUUUUCUUCUGAAAAACAGCCUCUGACUGCGUUUUUUGAGCUUGAAUAUGAAUUCUGAGAUGACAUAUCUUCUUGCUUCGUCUUGAAUGAAGCAUUCUGGGUCACUAAGUUAAUAUUUGGGCUCGUUGUUUGAAAGCUAAUCCUGUUAGUGGGGGUAAAGCAGCACAAAGUUGUCGAGCACUGUUGUCAUUGAACAUGUCUGAAAGACAGCAGUGCUCGUGUUGCUCCCAUCCAGUCUCCUCUCCCAGUGUUUGCCAGACGCUGAAUGAAAUGGACUUUGAACGAGGUAUCUGGUCUGCUGCGAUGGAUGGAGACUUGGAGAGAGUAAAAUCCUUUGUCCAGAGGGGAACAGACACUAACAUGAGAGACUCAGCAGGAUACACAGCUCUUCACUAUGGCAGCCGCAGUGGCCAUCUUGCUGUGUGCAGAUUUCUUCUUGAGAAUGGGGCCUGUGCAUCUCCCCAGACACCAGGCGGUGCCACACCCCUCCACCGAUCAGCUUACUGUGGUCAUCUGGACGUAGUUCAACUCCUUCUGCAGCACAGAGCCGAUCCAAUGCUCUGUGACGACGACGGUGCAUCCCCUUUACAUAAGGCUGCAGAACGGGGGCAUGAAGAGGUGUGUCGGCUGCUUCUUGAGCGAUGUCCAGCACUCUGCAGCCAGGUGAAUAAGAGGAUGCAGCUUCCCUACCAGCUGGCACAGCAGGGAGGCCUGCAGGAGCUGUUAAAACCCCCUCGAUGAUGACAGAUACAUUGCAAUAUGGGCAUGCUGUGUUUCUAAGAUCACAAAAAUGGCACACGCUGAAAAGGUGCUAGGUGAUGUCUGUUUAAGUCAGGAUUACACUCAUCUUGACCUGGAUUCACCACAUGGGAGCAUGAAGAGCCACUAAAUGAGACAAAGUAAACGUGACGGGGCUUUUCCUGCUUCAUAUUAUUAGCACCAUCAUGUUUUGAUUUCCGGUGCACUGCUUUUGUAAUAAUUGCAUCUCCUAAGCUUCAGAAAAGUGUGCUUUUUUUGAUACUGCUGCCACAUAACACCAGUGUGCAACAGCCGUCAACUCCUAUUAGGGAACAAAUGACUAAUAAUUUAGAUAAAUUGGUCAGUGAUCUUCACACAUCUACAUUUGUUUUAUGGGAAGGUACAACUGAGGUGUUAGGGUUGGGUGCUGAAUAUUGAAAAAGUGACAAAAAAAAGAUGAACAGAUGUGACUGAUCAGCAGGAAGAAUUACAUGAAUGUUUUCACCUCAUCGUGUGAUGAUUCAGGUAUUAGUGUCUGAAGCUGUAUUAGACAUAAAUGUGAAUUUGUUGAUAAUUUCACUGUGGAAAAAUUCCUUUAAAACAAGAGGAGAACGUGCAUACAAUUUAACUGCUGAUACACAGGCAGACAGGGACAGCAUUAGAGUUUAAAAGGCUGACGCUUCUCUGAAAUGGUUGCACUCAAAGGCACUAUGUGAAGAAUUUGAAAUAAGCUGACAUUAGGAGAGCAGGAAGCAGAAAUAAUAAUGCCAUCACAAUACCGUGAAAGACGCAAUCAUGACAUAUAAAUUUUACACAAAGUGCCACAUUUUGAGUCCGAAAGCUCCGUAAGCGUCUUAGAAGCUCUGUUUAAGUGGUGCAGGGUGAUGGGUUGGAGGCACACACUGAAUUUAUGCACUGCUCUGCAGCAUUAAUGGUUGUUUUCUUUGGACACAUGACAUGUUUAAUACAGCAGUUUGUAUUAAAGCUGGAGGCCAGCAUCUUA
Messenger RNA from Acanthochromis polyacanthus (spiny chromis), 1804 nucleotides. RefSeq names its product ankyrin repeat domain 39 (gene ankrd39). The transcript is spliced from 4 exons. NCBI's taxonomy places the organism in Eukaryota, Metazoa, Chordata, Actinopteri, Pomacentridae. The coding region runs from base 259 to 804 and encodes 181 amino acids. Gene Ontology annotation, molecular function: protein binding. The record is from RefSeq and is a predicted model, not a curated record.